AUAAUAAAUAAAAUUAAAAAAUAUUAAAUUUAAAAAAUGGAUUAGAGAAAUUACAUAUUUUAGUGCUAAUCACAUAAAAAAUAUAAUUGCAGAUUGUUUGAUUAUAAAAAUUUACAAUUCUGUUGUGAUAGAUGCUUGAUUUAAAAUUAGUAGAAAAGUAAAGAGUAAAUGUUACUCGUAAUAGAUCAAAUUUUAAAUUAAGAUUAAGAAAAUAUAGGUAUUAUUGAUAAUUGGCCUAUACUAGAAGAUUAAUAACUUUUAGAUUAAAUAAAUGAAAUAUUAAGUUAACAAUGCAACAAAACAAGAUUAUUAACUGAAUUAGAGAAUCAUUUAAAAGAGAUCAAAGAUAUUUUUAAUUAAAGAAUCGAUUCAUAUAUUAAGUUAUUAACUUAAAACAUAUUAACAAUCGAUUAAUAGUAUAUUCAGAGUUUUUACAAUAAAAUUUCUCUUAGGGAAGAAUUUGCUGAGCUUUUAAAAGAAUACUAAAAUAAUUAAGAUAUUCAAAAUAUAAAAAAAUUAAUAAAAUAAUAAAAUGAAAAUUGCAAAUAAAAUACCGAUUACUUAAAAUUUGCUAUAUAUUAAUUUAAUUAAACUCAGAAAACAACCUAAACACUUUAAUAAAUAAAUAGCCAGCUGUUAGAAUUUCUUUAAAAAAUUUCAGAUUAGUUAAUAGAAAAGCAUAUUGAUCUUAUAAAUAGCCCUGUUGAAUAGAAAAAUAAUUAACUGCUUAUUUAUUAAUAAAAUUAAAUAUUAAGAGAUAUUAUAAAUAUCUCUGAAUUUAAAUGGGAAAAUUUUGAAGAAAUUUAUAAUGGUAUGUAAAUUAACAUCAAUAUUUCUCCAAAUAUUAAUAGCUUUUCAUAAGUAGUAAAAACCAUUUUUGGUGUAAAAGAUAUUUUAGAUGAAUACAGAGAUUAAAAUGUAGAAGAAAUUUUACUAACGAAGGGAUAUAAAAUGAAAGCAUAAGAUAACCAAAAUAGUUUUGAAAGGUAGAGUCAAUGGUGGAUUCAAUUAAAUUAAAUAAAUUAGGUAAAUUAUGACGAAUUAUAAAAUAGUUUCUUUAAUAGAAAUAAUAAAAAAAUAAAGACUUUUACUUUAAAUAAGAAUUUACCUUUAAAGAAUAUUUUAAAUUUAUUAGUAAUAAACUUAAAAUAGCAUUAAAAAAAUCUUUAAAUCUUUAAGAAUUAAGCUAUUUUGAAUUGA
Messenger RNA from Tetrahymena thermophila SB210, 1200 nucleotides. RefSeq lists its product as hypothetical. The transcript has a single exon. The record is from RefSeq and is a predicted model, not a curated record. The annotation marks the transcript as partial. NCBI's taxonomy places the organism in Eukaryota, Ciliophora, Oligohymenophorea, Hymenostomatida, Tetrahymenidae.